This is a messenger RNA of Danaus plexippus (monarch butterfly), 2012 nucleotides long. Its product is annotated as TAR DNA-binding protein 43-like. NCBI's taxonomy places the organism in Eukaryota, Metazoa, Arthropoda, Insecta, Lepidoptera, Nymphalidae. The record is from RefSeq and is a predicted model, not a curated record. Gene Ontology annotation, cellular component: nucleoplasm. Gene Ontology annotation, biological process: regulation of gene expression. The transcript has 3 exons. Gene Ontology annotation, molecular function: RNA binding. The coding region runs from base 141 to 1466 and encodes 441 amino acids.
AUCCAGAGCCAUAAAAACAUUUACAAAAAAAAAAUAGCAAUUUUCAGCCAUUUUGGUUUCCUAAUUAAAUCAAAGUUUAUUGAGUAAGGGUGAAUAUUAAACUCCGUUUUUAAAGCUAAACGUCUACGUAAAUCAUUAACAUGAGUACUAAAAGUAAUUAUAACGAAGACCUUUUCGAAUACAUUAAAGUUAGUGAAGACGAAGAUGAUUCCAACGCAGUUGAGAUACCUUGCGAACAUGAUGGCACUAUGUUGUUGUCAACACUUGUGGCACAAUUUCCUGGCGCGUGCGGAUUAAAAUAUCGUCAUCCUGAUAGUAAAGCUACUCGCGGUAUUCGUUUAAGCGAUGGUAAGCUUCAUCCACCUAGUGAUGCCGGCUGGGGUAAACAUUUGUACAUUUGUGUAUUUCCAAAAGAAAACAAACGAAAGAUGGAAGACGUUUCGCCGGAAAAUUCAGCGGCUAAAACAAAACGCUUAGAAAAAAAACUCACUUGUUCGGAUUUGAUUUGUCUUGGUUUACCAUGGAAAACAACUGAAGAAUCUAUAAAACAAUACUUUGAACAGUUUGGUGAAGUUGUUAUGGUUCAGUUAAAACGUGACAAAAACGGCUCUUUUAAAGGAUUUGGAUUUAUACGUUUUGCCACUUACGCCUCACAAAUGAGAGCUCUUGCUCAGAGGCACAAUAUUGACGGGCGCUGGGUUGAUGUUCGCAUUCCCAAUUCUAAAGAAGGGGUAGUUCCACAAAUGCCGUGUAAAGUGUUUGUAGGCAGAUGUACAGAGGAUAUGACGGCAGACGAUUUGAGGGAUUAUUUUUCUCGAUUUGGUGAAGUAACAGACGUGUUUGUACCAAGACCUUUCAGAGCAUUUGGUUUUGUUACCUUCUUAGAUCCUGAAGUAGCUCAAAGUCUGUGUGGAGAGGAUCAUGUUAUCAAAGGUGCAUCAGUUUCAGUAUCAAGUGCUGCACCAAAAAUUAAAAGUAAAUCCAAUCCUAACUGGAAAGAUGACUCUUAUGGUCCAAGCAACUGGGAAGGAGGUCGAUCUGGGUCUUCUGGUUCCGGUGGUAAUGGAAGUAAUAAUAACAUUGAUACAUUAAAUAUGCAGAACUUAGGUAUUAAUCCAAAUGGUGGACCGCCAGCUAAUUUCAAUUUGCCAAUAAGUCUUGUUGCUGCUGCACUUAAUCAAGCUGGUUGGGGUGGAUUCUUAGGAGGACCAGGAAAUUCAAAUAAUUGGCAAGGACCUCCUCAAGGUAAUUCAGGCAAAGGUUGGAACAAUAAUCAAAAUUGGGGUCAAAAUGGUCCACCAGCCUGGAGUCAGAGCAGUAAUCCUGGUUGGUCUGGAAGUAAGAGCGGGAACUGGAAUCAAGGAAAUUGGCCUAAUGGACAAAAUUGGGGAGGUAAUGGUGGAGGUGGCUCAGCUCCCUCAGGAUCUAGCAGCGGGUGGAAUAAUAACAACAAGCCCCAGACAUGAGGGAGUGAGUUUAUGUCACAUUAAGCAUACAUAAGCAGAUACCUUGGUGUCUGUGUGUAAGCAAGAGCCCCUUCUGUCCAAAUGAAAUCAAAUCCUGGUGUUUGAGGAUGUCAUCUGAGUGCUUCUGCAUCAAAGUGGUGAGUGAGUUGCAAUAAUGGUGUGUUCAGUGAUGUCAAAUUGUGCAAAAGUAUAAAAAUAGUUGUUGUUUAUCAAGUGUUUAUUUAAUUCCACCUGAGGUUUUAUUUAGUAUUAUUUUUGUCAAAUUUAUGCACAUAUAACCUUUUGAAUUAUAUUUUAUUUAGUUGUGUAUAUUAUUUAAGACACAUUUUUAUUUACAGGUAUGAAGAAUUAAAAAUGUGACUUGAAUGAGUGCUUCGUCGAAGGAGUAACGCAGCGAGGGUAUGAAACAUACAUGUGGAGAUCCUCGAAAGCUUUAGUAGGAAGGGGGAAUAAAGACGAACACAACCAAUUUUAUUUUUUAAAGCAUUCUUUAUAGAUGUUCCAUUUAAUAUCGGGUACCAAUUAAAAGUUUUAUUUACACCUGAA